This is a messenger RNA of Uloborus diversus, 3495 nucleotides long. RefSeq names its product ATP-dependent DNA helicase Q4-like. The transcript is spliced from 19 exons. The record is from RefSeq and is a predicted model, not a curated record. Lineage: Eukaryota; Metazoa; Arthropoda; Arachnida; Araneae; Uloboridae. Gene Ontology annotation, cellular component: cytoplasm; nucleus; chromosome. Gene Ontology annotation, biological process: double-strand break repair via homologous recombination. Gene Ontology annotation, molecular function: zinc ion binding; four-way junction helicase activity; nucleic acid binding. The coding region runs from base 1 to 3396 and encodes 1131 amino acids.
AUGUCUCAAGAAGAACAAAUAAAUCAGUUGAAAAUGAAAAUUAAGCUAUGGGAAACUGAUUUCAAUAAAAUUAACUCGAAAAAGCCAGAUAAGAAUAUUGAUCAUAAGUGGCUAGAAAGGUGCAAGUUAGACUUAGAAAAUAAUGUAACUGAUUUUCAUGUUAUUAAAAAAAAUGCAUCAGAACUUGAUAUAGAAAAUAGUUUUGUCACUCAGUCAUGUGAUAGUGAUAGUUUAGAUAACAAUGGCGGCAAACUUUUUCUAGCCAAACAGAAAGCUGUUGAUUAUUUAGAGCAUGAUACUGCUGAAAUGAUUACAACUAGUCAAAAUAAAGGCAUUGAAACUCCAAAUAAAUUUUCAACAAAGCAAAGUAAUGAUCACAGCGAGCAUGAUUUAUAUCAGCAUAGGACUGAGCGACAGUGUAAAUUGUCUGAAAACUUUCUUAACACUAGUGAGAAAGAUGAAGGAAGUGAUGUUUUCACUUUUAAUGAGCCAGCCCCUCCUGAAAAGACAAGCAAUCGAAUGUCACAAGAACAAGAAAGUGUAGAAUCGACUUCGGUGUUAAAAGUACAUCACGACCAAACAGAGUUUCCUUCUCAUGGUGAAAGUCAGGUGUUGAAAACUGAAUCAGACUUCCUUGAAAAUAAUGAAAGUGAUGACAAAGACGUAAAAACGAAAGGUAUAAAACGAAAGUUGGACCAAAAUUGGACAAAGAAAAGCAAUCAAACUGCUCAUUUACAAAGAAAAAUUGCAGCAGGGACAUUGAAUGAAAAUUAUGUAAGAGUUAAUAUCAAGAAGAAGAAGUUUUCCCGUGGUCACAGGCCUGUAAACGCCGGCAAAUUGAAAUGGCAGAAGUGGAAGCAGUUAAGGAAACAAUCAGACAAUGAUUCAUCUACACCAAUUUCAAGGUCAACUUGCUUCAAAUGUGGUCAAGUUGGCCAUUGGGCCAGAAGCUGUACAGCACUGUCUAAGGAAAAAGAAUUCUUUGAAGAUGAAGAAUUUGAUGAGCCUGCUUUGCCAACUUUAGAAGAAGCAGCAUUAUUAGCCGAGAAAAAAAUGUCAGAUGCCCUAAAAUCUGCUGUUGUCAAAAUGUAUGAAGAUGCUUCUGCUACUUCAUUUGAAGAAAGUUUUGAAACUUCUGAAUUACCUCUCAGUCAAAACAACCAUUGCUCUGAAAGGACAAUAAAGCCUUUAUAUGAUCCUCUUCCAAAUGGAAAUGUCAUAAAAACUCCUGAUGAAGUGUAUGAAGCAUUGGCUGAAUUAGGAUUUGAAAGCUUCAGAAGAGGCCAAGAGGUGGCUGUUAUGAGAGUGUUGAGUGGAUUAUCUACUCUUCUUGUGCUCCCUACGGGAUCAGGAAAAUCUUUAUGCUACCAGCUGCCAGCGUAUAUGUUUGCCAAGAAAAAUAAGUGUUUGGCGCUCGUCGUAUCUCCUUUAGUAUCCCUUAUGGAAGACCAGGUCACAGGUUUAUCAUCCAGUCUGCAUGCUGUUUGCUUGCACAGUGGACUGACAGAUGUACAAAAGAAGAAAUCAUUGACAGAAAUUUCUGAUGGUACAGCUCAAAUCUUGCUUGUGUCACCAGAAGCUGUUAUUGGUAGCAAUGCAUUUGGAAGUGGGAUGUUGCCAGCUGAUCUACCUCCAAUAUCAUUUGCUUGUAUUGAUGAAGCUCAUUGUCUGUCACAGUGGUCACACAAUUUUAGACCUUCGUAUUUACAACUUUAUAAAGCCUUGACCCAAAAACUUGGAGUGAAAUGUAUUCUUGGUCUGACUGCAACUGCAACAAACAUAACAGCUAAAGAUAUAAUCUCUCACUUAGGUUUGGAGCUGACUGAAGAAUCCAUUGUUGGUCACACAAACAUUCCUCAAAACUUACAUCUUUCUGUAUCUAGGGAUAAAGAUAAGGACAAGGCCUUAAUUCAGUUGUUGAGUGGAGAUCGUUUUCGAAUGUGCACUUCAAUCAUAAUUUACUGUAUUCGUCGGGUGGAGACAGAAAGACUUGCUGCAUUGAUUCGAACAACCAUGCAAGAUGAAGUGAUUCCUAGUGAAGAACAACCAGCCAAAAAAGCCAAAAAAUCAAUUGAAGCUUAUCAUGCAGGAUUAACUGCACCUAGAAGAAGGUCUAUUCAGAAGCAGUUCAUGUCAGGGAAACUACGUGUAAUAGUUGCAACAGUGGCAUUUGGCAUGGGUGUUGACAAGUCAGAUGUACGUGCAAUCAUUCACUACAAUAUGCCGAAAACCUUUGAAAGCUAUGUUCAGGAAAUAGGACGAGCUGGCAGGGAUGGCUUGGAUGCACAGUGUCAUCUCUUUCUUGAUAAUGAGUGUAAAGAUCUGUACGAAUUAAGGAGGCACAUUUAUGCCAAUGGAACUGAUCGCCAUGCACUGAGAAAACUGCUGCAAAGAGUUUUUCAGCCUUGUAAAUGCUCAAAAUUGAGUGAUGACUCGUCAAAAGUAGAAAAUGUAGAAAAUCAGGCAAAGUGUUCUGUUGAAUGUCCAAAGCAUGAAGUUGCAUUUUCAAUUAGUGAUACUGUACAAGAACUUGACAUGAAAGAAGAAAAUAUAUUGACACUGCUUUGUUAUUUGGAGUUAUAUUCUGGCAAGUGGCUUGAGAUUCAACCAUAUACUUAUUCAACUUGCACAAUCAGAUGUUAUGGUGGACCAAAGCAGAUGCAUUCAAUAGCAUGUAAAAGUCCUUCAGUGGCAACAGCCAUUGCUUUGGAUGAAAGGCGAGGCAAAAAAUUUGAGAAGACUUCUCAUUACCAGUUUCCAGUAGUCCAGGUUGCAUCUUUCAUGGGUCUCAAAUCUUCAGCUGUCAAAAGGGAACUAAAGGGCUUAGCAUGGAAUGAACAAAAACGUAAGACUGGAGUCCUGGUGGAGUUCUCUGACCUUGCAUUUCAUGUCCUUGCCCCUGGGAAUCUCUCAGAAGAUGAGCUUGACUCUAUUCUUGAUUAUCUGCAAAAGAAAGUUAUGACAUCAGAGAAGCAAGAACUGGAAAAUCUCAAUUCUCUGUUUUCAGUUUUUCAGAAGUAUUCCAGCGCUCAUUAUUGGUCAUGCUGCGACGAAGCAAAUUUAGAACUAAGUCAGAAGAUUAAAGAAGCUGUAAACACAUAUUUUACAAGAGAUGAAGUACCACUUGAUGAUAUGUUAGAUUCUACUUUUACAGAAAAUGAGCCUCCAGAGGACAUGCUUUUGUAUGCUAGAUCACAAAUACGGGACCUGAUCUGCACCCAUCGUGACCAGGAAUUCUCCGGUCGAGCAAUAGCUCGCAUAUUCCAUGGAAUUACAAGUCCUUGUUACCCAUCUGAAAUUUGGGGAAAAGUAAGAAAAUUCUGGAGGAGCUUUCUUCAUAUUGACUUCAAUAUUUUGCACAAAAUUGCCAAUGAAGAACUUAAAACCUAUAGAUAAUGGAAACUGUUUUUAGUUUUUAUUUCCUGUCAUUUUAAAUGUCCAUUCUUCACAAAAUGUUCAACUGUAAUUGUCAUUGAUUGUACAAACAUACAUAGA